Molecule: messenger RNA, 513 nt
Organism: Rosa chinensis
Lineage: Eukaryota; Viridiplantae; Streptophyta; Magnoliopsida; Rosales; Rosaceae
Exons: 1
Coding region: 1-513 (170 amino acids)
Molecular function (GO): RNA-DNA hybrid ribonuclease activity; nucleic acid binding
Source: RefSeq, a predicted model, not a curated record
AUGAAGGCUCCUGUUCAAGUUGAAAAAUGGUCCCCACCAAAUAGACCAUUCUUGAAAUUGAAUGUGGACGCUGCUACAGAUGGAAAAUGUGGUGUCUCAGGGGUAUGCAUGGCUUUAAGAGAUGAAGUGGGGCAACUCAAGUUUGCGGCUCACCAGGUAAUCCCAGGUAACCCUCCUGUAUUAGCAAUUGAGGCAUUAGCGGUUUUACAUGGCCUGAAGCUCUGUUUGCAAGAAGGUUGUAGGAAUGUUGAAUUGGAGAGUGAUGCGGCUAAUGUCCUCUUCGCAUUGAACAAAUCAGGGUUGGACUUAAGUAUUGAAGGAGCCAUUUUUGACGAAGUACGUAUGUUGAUGCCAGAAUUUGAACAUUUGAAAUGGAGGAAAAUAAAUAGAAGUUGUAACCAGGUUGCACACACUUUGGCAAGGCAGGCACUAAGAGCAACGGGUUGGAGUUUUUGGAAGGAAGCUGGACCCCCAUGGUUGGAGGAAGUCAUAGACAAUGAUAGAAUUUUUUGA